AUGAGCGCCCAGACAUCAUCGGCAGUUUGCCGCAUUAAGAUCGUCGUGAUCCAACCCUCGCGUCCGUACCGACUCGACCCUACACAAGGUUACAUACGGAGAGAAGACCACGCCUGUCUCGGCGGGCUGUACGACAUUAGUUCCCAUGGGAACACGAACCUGGCGACCUGUGCGCACCUCUGCACGGUGUCAGGAUCGUGCGGGGCGUUUGUGCACGUGCCAGGCGACUCCGCCAGCUCAUGUACGCUCAAACAAGCAUGUCCGGCACCCGGCAACUUCCCAGGGGCUGAUCUGUACUUCAAGAGGCUUUGCAACGCCACCGCUACUCUGUCAUUGACCAGCAGGGUGUCCGUGUUCACUAUCGUCUGUCCUCCCGGCUGUGCGUCUGUUGCAGGAACAAUCUAUGGUGACGGGAUGUACAGCGCGAACUCGUCCGUCUGUAAAGCGGCUGUUCAUCACGGCUGGAUCAGAGACGAGCUGGGAGGAGCCGUGACCGUCAGGAAGUACACUCCUAACCUGGACAGGACCACUUACACGACCACACGCAACGGGGUCACGGCGCUGUGGUAUAACGGACGUGACGGGACCUCGUUUUAUUUUCUUCACGGAUGUGACUCAGUGAUGACAGCGUCCAGCCGAUCGCGGGAGUUUUACUCCAACAGCCCGUUCGACAAGAACAGCGAGUGUAAACUCCACAUCAUCGGCAAUCCUGGCGGCAUGAUAGCCCCGAAGUUCAAGUUCAGCCUCUCGGACGAGGACGAGUUAGAGGUCAACUCUGGUCCGAACAAGGGGUACUUUGUGGGUAAAUAUACCAACACCGCCAGGUAUUAUUUCGGAAUACCAGACGUUCACGAGGCGUUCUUUGAUCUGACCACUGGAUCUCAAGACACCGGGCAGUAUCUAUGGGUAACCUGGAAUACCACGGACAUCAAACCGCACUGUCCGUUCGGAUGGCGUGCGUGGAGAGACUCCUGCUACUAUUUCGGAAGGUCUGAUGUUCCGUACGAAACAGCAGUUUCAGCUUGUCACAACAUGGCAGCUCACGUGGUUGAAAUCAACAGCGAGGCUGAACAGGAGAUUCUCCGCGUCAUCACAUCAGCCAAAGAUGGAGACAAAUACUGGGUCGGACUGCGCUUCUCUCAGUCUAACUCCUGGUACAACUGGUGGAACCAAGUUCCGCUGGCCGCGCAGUCGUCCUGGUGGUCUGCAGGCACCGACAAAACGGCCGCGUUCGGCAGCGACACCUGUGUGAUCAUGGGCAGAACUGCAGGGUUCCAAUGGACAACUCAGCACUGUGGUCUCGGGGCCAGGGUCGUUUGUGAAAUAGAAGGACUGGUCUGUGGGACGAUUUUCAGCAUCAGCCGCACGGUUUACGCUGACGCCCGCCCCUGGGUGGAGCUGGAUUUCGGUCGAGAGAUCUACUUGGCUGCAAUAGAGACCUCUGGCGACGUGACCACGAACUGCUACAUCAAAGCGUACAGCCUGCAGACCAGUACUGACGGGGUGGUCUACAACGAUCAUGGAAACAGCUCUGAGCCGUGUACACGUGUUAAGGUGUACCAGGCGAACACUGACCCGGGAACAGUUGUCCGUACCUUCAUACAGCCGCGCGUUUCCUCCCGGUACCUGCGAGUCCUCCCUGUGGCCUGGUUCGGUCGCCCGGCGCUGACUCUGGGGGUCCUGGGGUGUGAGAGCGCACUGAUCGCCGCCAGGCACACGGGUACUGUUUUGGGAGUGUUCAACAUGGGACCUGAGUUGUCUUUUCCCGCUGCCCGUCAUCACUGCACCAAGUUCCACAGCAGAAUGGCGUCCCCUAGCGAGCUCCGGGCCGCGUUUGAGGCCGGAGAGAGCAUCUUUCGGCAUGGGUGGCUGACUGACCAGACUCACAGAUACAUCCUCGAGCGCCUGUCCCCUGCUUCAAAUUAUCACUAUACCGGCAUCAUCAACUGGGGUGUUCGACCCAGUUCAUCUCUACGUCGUGUGUGGUGCAUGCAGCCUAUGUCAGAAAGAUUGGGAUGCUCCACGCCACUGGUCGCCAGACAGCCGUGUGCCUGGGAUGACGUCACACCUCACGAAUGCGAGCUCCACGGGUGCUGCUGGGAUCCGUACCCCGGGUAUCCGGCUUGCUUCCGUAAAACAGCUGGAACAAACAUCGCACUCGGGAAGAGGACACGUCAGUCGACAACACUGGACGCGAACAGUCACUCCUGGCACGGCAACGACGGCGUCAGAACAACGGAGGGUUGCAACGAGGGCAACGGCACUUGCGUCAGAACAGAUAACGUCACUAGUCCAGACCAUUGGUGGUAUGUGGACUUAGACCGACAGUGGGCCAUCGACAGGGUGACUGUUGUCAAACCAGUCUCCGUCAACAUCAACCCUUUCUUCAUUCACAUCGGCGAUAACGGGCAGAGCGUGUCAGCCAACCCCCAAUGCGGGCAGGACCACAGCAUCGCCGCCAGCCAAUCGGAACUGACCAUUCCUUGCGGAGGCAUGCGGGGUCGGUAUGUGGGGAUCCGUCUGACCCAGCUGGGAGAGCCGCGGCGGCUGGAGUUCAGCGAAUUCGAGGUUUAUCCCGUCUCAGACGAAGCCAAUAUUGGCGGAAUAAACGUGGCAGCCCUGUCCAGUGGUGGUCAGUGCGUGAACGCGUCACAAAACGGCACCACCUGUAGCGGCAUCAUCGACGGUCAGCUGACACCGAGACCAGGGCAGCUCGGCUGGCUGAGUUCGCAGGGCGUUGGCUCGUGGGUUCAGCUGAAGUUUGAUGGGUACUACUUCAUCAACCGGGCUAAGAUCGCACAGUCUACAUGGGUCACAGGUCAAAUCAGGACAAUCAGGCUGACGUUUGAUGACGGGUCCUAUGAAGACGUUGAACUCAGGCAGCGUGAAGGAAGCGACCAGUACGACGUGACCCAAGUUUACUACGACGAGUUUCUGUUCGACACGACCAAAACAGACUCUGUGAAGAUGACUGUCCUCACCACGUAUACAGCCUCCACUAGCGGCUUCAUUGAGGCUCAGUUCAUCACAGCUUAUCCUGAAGAAUUCGAAUUGAUACCAGCACUCGCCAGAUUCCGACAACACAUCGACAGGAGGUCAAGAAUGCCGGUACUCGCAGAAGCGUCUAACUUGUCUCUUGCCGACUGCGCCAUCAGGUGUUUGGAAGAACCCACGUUUUUCUGCCAGUCGUUUCAGUACAAGGCUGGUAUAAGGCACUGCGAGAUGUUUGGAUGGGCGGCUCCUAAGGAUGGGGUGGAACGACUGGUGGUGGAUUCAAGCGUCUCGUAUUUUGAGAGGAAUUUCGAAACUUAUUUACUGAUCGAAUGGACUCCACGCAUGACCUGCUCGUGUAUGUACGCGAACAGUGCCUCACGUGUACCACAGAUAGGCCCGUGUUUAGCGCAUCAUCCUCGAUACCACUGGCUGCACACUGCAGAGGGAACUCUUAGAAACGGAGAAACUUCGCAGUGUCUCGAGCUUCUUCCCAACAACGCCAUUGUCACGACGGACUGCUCACCGAUCAGAGAAUCUAUAUUCUUUGAAGUCAAAGAAGACGCCUUGAGCUGGAGGGUGUUGGGGAGAGAGGUAUGCUUUGACAACAUAGAUGGAAGCAUUGAGCUGGUGAACUGUUAUGCUGGCCGAAAGGUUUUGAGGAAACUACCGUUACACGAGGUAACUGAGUUGCUGACGAUGUCUACACCAUGUGACGCCAGAGAAGACCCGACAACAAAUGUAACGGGGAUCCUUUUAGCAGAAGUUGGACCUGGCACAGUGUCGGCACAUUGGAACUUAUCAGAGUACGCCUGUGAAACAAGCACUGUGCUGGUUGCCCAGACAAACCUUAGAACCAGUUUGACGACGAGCUGGAAUGUUUAUUGGGACACGGAUUUCCUCAUGUUCACCAAUCUUGGGCUGGAAGUCCCGUACCUGUUGGAGGUAUACAUCAUGACACAAAGAAGCCACAUCUACCUGUCCUACUCAAGAAGGAUCAUGCUUCGAGGAAACGACGUGUGGAUUCAGAAUCUGACGGUAUCCAUGGUGACAGAAGAAAGCUUUUACGUCACCUGGAAUGUCACUUCUUCUCUAGUCAUGGGGUAUCAGGUUACAUAUCAUCUGAUGGGCAGCGAGAAUAUCGGCGAGCUGUACGUGCAUUAUCCGGAAGUGCAUUUGAGAGGGCUGCUGCCAGGGGUUGAAUACAACGUGUCCGCAAGAGCCAUCACUACAGCCUUUGAGGGUAGCGCCAGCAGUCUCCAACAAUACACUGUUGUGGACUCCCCACGUGAUUUCCGUGCCGUGACCGUGACGGACCGUUCCGCUACUCUAGUCUGGACGGCGCCUGAAGGCGAGGUUGUGGCGUUCCUGCUGGAGCUCAUACCGGUCCUUGCUCCAUCAGAAGCAGCAAACACUUCCCUGAGCAACAGCCUAACAACAGCGGAUCUAACAGGGCUAGCCCCGCUUCAGCCUUACGUCGCGAAGCUCUACGCCGUUGGUCACGCGGGCGUUAGUGGCGGUGUGUCUGCUCCGUGGAUAACAGGAACAGCUACUGAGGAGCAAACACUGAUAUCUACGAGCGUUUCAUCUACAGAAUCUACCAAUACUACUUCAGUACCCACCCGAGCUCGAUCUACAACAGAGAACAUGCCAGAUACAACGGAUGACAUUUUGGAAGGCCAAGGAGGAAAUCAAGAGAGUGAUCUCGAUACCGAUGUGCUGAGUGAGGACGGCUUUGGAGGCUUUGCACCACUGUCGCCUUCUGAAUCGUUGGAAUCCGAAAACCCCGAGCAAGAUUCUGACGUCGGCAGCAGUUCGAGUGAUGAUGCUGAUGAACAAUAUCAUCCAGACAAGAGUUCUUCCGACGCAUUUGUUGCCGACGACGUGGCUACGAGUCAGACUUUUCCACCAUUGAUGGUCGAAGGUCUCGCCAUCCCCGCCAUUGAUAUCGUUGAUGUCAAUAACAUCGCGGCAGCGGAUCCAGUGGCACUUGUAGAAGCACUAGCAAGGACAAUGCAGCCGGAUUUGGACGACUAUCCUGUUUUUACUGAGAGUGUCAACAGACCAUUGACCAAUAACGCGAGGACGUUGAGCUUCAAUAGCUGCAAACGUGCCUUGGAAAGACUGAAGAUAGCAUCUGAGCGUUUGAGGACCACAAAUGCUGUCAGCGUUCUUGCCCAGUUAUGUGAAUCUGUCAUCAAAGCGUGUAAAGACAAGUCAUUGGAAGAAAAGCUUGCCUACCUCACUGUUCUGGACAACCUGAACGAUGAUCUUGCGAGAAAAGUAGUGGCGACGGACGACGUGAGGCGCAUCACUACAGACAUGUUACGAUCCGUUGGACAUGUCUUCCAUGAAGCACUUGGUCAGGACGAUUCUGCGACAAAUGAUUACGUUCUGUCACCUGAGGAGAGACAAGAUUUAAGGCGGCGAAAGGAAGAAGAACGUGACCAAAUGAAACGAGCCGUUGUCGCACGCGGACGGAGGACCCUGAACGUUAUGGCGGACCGUCUGAGAAGAGAGUUGACGCCAGGUGGCCCAGCAAUACGCAUCGACACCGACAGCCUCUGUCUUCAAGUCCAGAAAAUCCAUGGAGAGGGUCUGACAGAUGAUCGAUUAAACGACACAGGCGUGAACAUUGCCUUUCCCUCUGCUGACAAACUGUUUAAAGGGUUUCAGCCCAGGUAUAUUCACGCUAAGGUGCGUGGAAACUUCUUCUGA
Branchiostoma floridae (Florida lancelet) is the source of this 5709-nucleotide messenger RNA. RefSeq lists its product as uncharacterized. The transcript has 35 exons. Gene Ontology annotation, molecular function: hyaluronic acid binding; protein binding. Gene Ontology annotation, biological process: cell adhesion. The coding region runs from base 1 to 5709 and encodes 1902 amino acids. The record is from RefSeq and is a predicted model, not a curated record. Lineage: Eukaryota; Metazoa; Chordata; Leptocardii; Amphioxiformes; Branchiostomatidae.